AUGGGGCUCCCCGCGCUCGAGUUCAGCGACUGCUGCCUCGACAGCCCGCACUUCCGAGAGACGCUCAAGUCGCACGAAGCGGAGCUGGACAAGACCAACAAAUUCAUCAAGGAGCUCAUCAAAGACGGGAAGUCGCUCAUCAGCGCGCUCAAGAAUUUGUCCACAGCAAAGCGGAAGUUUGCAGAUUCCUUAAAUGAAUUCAAGUUUCAGUGCAUAGGAGACGCGGAAACAGAUGACGAGAUGUGUAUAGCAAGGUCUUUGCAGGAGUUUGCCACUGUCCUCAGGAACCUGGAAGAUGAGCGGAUACGGAUGAUUGAGAACGCCAGCGAGGUGCUCAUCACGCCCUUGGAGAAGUUCCGGAAGGAGCAGAUCGGGGCUGCCAAGGAAGCCAAAAAGAAGUAUGACAAAGAGACCGAGAAGUAUUGUGGCAUCUUAGAAAAACACUUGAAUUUGUCUUCCAAAAAGAAAGAAUCUCAGCUUCAGGAGGCAGACAGCCAAGUGGACCUGGUCCGGCAGCAUUUCUACGAGGUGUCGCUGGAGUACGUCUUCAAGGUGCAGGAAGUCCAGGAGCGCAAGAUGUUCGAGUUCGUGGAGCCUCUGCUGGCCUUCCUGCAGGGCCUCUUCACUUUCUAUCACCACGGUUACGAGCUGGCCAAGGAUUUUGGCGACUUCAAGACACAGCUGACCAUCAGCAUUCAGAACACAAGAAAUCGCUUUGAAGGCACCAGGUCAGAAGUGGAGUCCCUGAUGAGGAAGAUGAAGGAGAAUCCCCUUGAGCACAAGACCAUCAGCCCGUACACCAUGGAAGGGUACCUCUACGUGCAGGAGAAACGUCACUUUGGAACUUCCUGGGUGAAGCACUACUGUACGUAUCAGCGGGAUUCCAAGCAGAUCAGCAUGGUGCCGUUUGACCAGAAGUCAGGAGGAAAGGGGGGAGAAGAUGAAACAAUCACCCUGAAGUCCUGCACGCGGCGCAAAACAGACUCCAUCGAGAAGAGGUUUUGCUUUGACGUGGAAGCUGUAGACCGGCCAGGGGUUAUCACCAUGCAGGCAUUGUCGGAAGAGGACCGGAGGCUCUGGAUGGAAGCCAUGGAUGGCCGGGAACCCGUCUACAACUCGAACAAAGACAAUCAGAACGAAGGGACUGCGCAGUUGGACAGCAUUGGCUUCAGCAUCAUCAGGAAGUGCAUCCAUGCUGUGGAAACCAGAGGGAUCAAUGAGCAAGGGCUCUACCGAAUCGUGGGGGUCAACUCCAGAGUGCAGAAGUUGCUGAGUGUCCUGAUGGACCCCAAAACAGCUGCAGAGACGGAAACAGAUAUCUGCGCCGAGUGGGAGAUCAAGACCAUCACCAGUGCUCUGAAGACUUACCUAAGAAUGCUCCCAGGGCCGCUCAUGAUGUACCAGUUUCAAAGAAGUUUCAUCAAAGCAGCAAAGCUGGAGAACCAGGAGACUCGGGUCUCUGAAAUCCACAGCCUGGUUCAUCGGCUCCCAGAGAAAAAUCGGCAGAUGUUACAGCUGCUCAUGAACCACUUGGCCAAUGUUGCUAACAACCACAAGCAGAACUUGAUGACCGUGGCCAACCUUGGCGUGGUGUUUGGACCCACCCUUUUGCGGCCUCAGGAAGAGACCGUAGCCGCCAUCAUGGAUAUCAAAUUUCAGAAUAUUGUCAUCGAGAUCUUAAUAGAAAACCAUGAAAAGAUCUUCAACACCGUGCCCGAUGCGCCGCUCACCGGCACCCAGCUACAUCUGUCGCGGAAGAAGAGCGGCGAUGCGAAGCCCCCGUCCUGCAGCGAGAGACCCCUGACGCUCUUCCACGCGGUGCAGGCGACAGAGAAACAGGAACAAAGGAACAGCAUCCUCAACUCCAGUUUGGAAUCUGUCUCAUCGAACCCAAACAGCAUUCUGAAUUCCAGUAGCAGCCUGCAGCCCAACAUGAACUCCAGCGACCUAGACCUGGAUGUGGUCAAACCUGCUCGGCCCAACUCACUCCCCCCGAAUCCAAGCCCAACAUCACCCCUCUCGCCAUCUUGGCCCAUGUUCUCGGCGCCCUCCAGCCCUAUGCCCACCUCAUCCACGUCCAGCGACUCAUCCCCCGCCAGCACACCGUUCCGGAAGGCAAAAGCCUUGUACGCUUGCAAAGCUGAACACGACUCGGAGCUCUCGUUCGCAGCAGGCACGGUCUUCGAUAACGUUCAUCCAUCUCAGGAGCCUGGCUGGCUGGAGGGGACUCUGAACGGGAAGACUGGCCUCAUCCCCGAAAACUACGUGGAGUUCCUCUAAGCCUGGGCCCCAGCAGAACUGCUGAGCUUUACAUGGUAUCCAUGACAACCGCUGACACCAGUGUCGUAGGCCAUUUCUGUUUGCCACUGAGGAUUGCAGGGGACUGACUGUUGCUACCUGUUGCCACGAAUGUUCCUGUGAACUCUCACGUCUCCCAUCUCCGCCGUCAUCUCAGCUGACAGUGAUACCGCAAGAAGCAGAAGUCAAUCAGCAGAGGCCGUUUGCUAUGGAUGACAGGGAGGAAGGCUUGCCAAGCCAGUUUCUCAUGGGUGCCCUAAACAGGGAGCGCUCAUUUUUGUCUCAAGUGUCAUCCACACCCCCAUCCUCCUGAAACAGGAAGUGAGCUAUCAGGAGCCCCCAAGAGCACAUAGCACAGCGAAGGCCAGCCGGCCUGGGCAGAGAAACUGGCACUGAGGUCCGGGCUCGGUCCGUCGCUUUUGUUUACAGGAGGCUCUCCCUCUUCCUCGGAAUACUUGAGACCCACAGUGCCGCAGGCAGCUGGGUCUGUCUGUCUGCAUGCCGGGCGGAGAGGGGUGAUGGCACUGUUUAUGUAAGACCCAAUCUCUCAGCAUCUCUAAAGCAGCCACUAGCCCAUCAGCAGCACAAUUCAGUUCUUGCCUCUCAGGCGAGGGAACACGCUCACCCCAUGUUACCCACUCCCGAGCUAGGAACUUCCCGGCCACCACGGGCCACCAUCCUCUGGUAACCACGGCAACCCAGCCUACUCAUAAACCAACCUCCAGAAAAUAACAUACUCUCUUUGCAUGACACAUUUUUUCCCCCUACUUCCUUCUCGAUUGCUUUUUGAAUGGUUUUCCAAGAACUUGAAGGAAAGGAUGGCAGAGUGAAGGUGGUCUGCCUAGGACAGACAGGAUAGCCGCUGGAAACAGUUCCCUUUCUGCUGAAUUUCAAUCACAUGAGAAUAUAUGUGGAGCAAAACCUAGUAAGCUCUUGAGAUUCAAUUACAUAGAAGCUACGUAUCUCUGUUCCUCCAUGCCAUUGGUGUUUACUUUCGAGAGGAGAAGGUGCUACCUCCCGGUGGGUGGCACCAUCGAAGGAUGGGUCCCUCAUGUCCUCCUUUCACUCGCCCCUGCCCGCCUCUAGCCCGUCACUCACCAGCCCUCUUGCAGUGCUUUGGGCCUUGGGCACUGGUGCCCUUUGGUUUCUAGCCAUGCUUUCUGGGUCGCCCUGUGACUUACAGUUUCAGAGGAGUAUCUGCAAUCACUGCCACUCAGAAGAAGGGACUUGUUUCCUGGGACUCACGCACAAGGCUGAGGUCAUAGGCACUGUGAUUCAGGAAGGCCCCACAAGUGCAGGGCAGCAAGGAUGAGCUGGUCCAAAGAGGCAGGGCCUUUGGAAGACCGCCUUGGAUGGGGAGGUCCCCCUGGAUAUUUCGCAUUCACGAAGUCUCAAAGAACAGAGUCCCCGUGUCUUCCACAUGGGAAAGCCGUGGCGGUCGUGGCUCUGGACAGACAAGCUCCAACCUGAAGGACAAUCCAGCUCUGCCCAAGCCCUGCGGACGGCAGCAUCGCUCUGGACAGUGUCCCCUGCUCCUGGAAUUCCUUGUUAGGGAACUUUAAAGAAGGAAAGAAAAACUUGAAUAGUGUUGACUUACUGUAUCUUUUACUUUUUUUUUUUUAAAGAUAAAUUUGUAAAUAGAGUGAUUUGAAAUACUAUAUGGCAAAGUUUUAUAUUUGAUACUCUUUAAGCUAGUUGCUACCCACAUGUAGGCUUUGAUGGCUGAACAAGUGUGGUUGAGAGGGAAGGAAAGGAGGCCGGGGGAAGGGUGCCCGGAUCGGUGUGCCCCUCUGGCCUGGCAGAAGGAGACCCACCCCACCACCCGCUCUCUCUCGGUUCCCCUCGAGGGGCCUGACAAUUGGUGGUGUUCAGUCUUCUUUAUCCACCUGUGUUUGUCAGCAUUCCUUGGGGUUUGAAUUUGGAGGUGGAAAGAGCAUCUUCAGGCAGUGAGUUUUUCAAAGAAUGCCUACUUGGUCGUCACACAAAGCUCAGGAUUUAAAUAGGUGGGGCCAGAGAGUAGAUUUUUUCUGGUUUUUCUUCUCAGGUGUAUUUCUUGCUACCCCCCAAGAUAUCAGGACAGAAGGAGGUGGAAUAACUGCUGUGUUCCCUUCUUCUGACAUCUAAGGCUUUACAAAUGAGGCUAAGCUAGCUGGCAAUGAUGUACACGUCUAAGUUCUAAGAAAUGACUGGUUUCUUGGAAUCCUGAGCUCUGGGUAUGUGGCUGCUCCCUUUCCCUCGGCAUGUAUGUGUUCUUUCCUUUCACCUCCAGAUUCCGUGUAACCCCCAGAUAGGAAAAGACACAUGGAGGCGUGUAGCUUGUGCAUUCAAGCUUCAGAGCUCGCAGGGUUUCAGUGCUCUGGUUCACUAUUCAGUGGAUCAGCUCGAGGUCAUACAGAAGCUCUCCAGGGACUCACGCGGGAGAAAGCAAGACCACACCGUGGAUUCAGGGAAUAAGAAUUAAGAAUGGACAAGGCUAAAAUCUGUCACUAACAGCCCAAGAGGAGAGUACUAACAGACUACCUGCUGCACUGAGAUCCAGGGAUGUGAAGUUGGGAGGUGGGGACUCCCCAUGGGACAAGCACACUCACACCGGUGCCAGAGGAAAGGAGGCCAGCAUACUGACUUUAGUGCAUUGGACAAUUUGAAUUGUCCCCUGCCCCCUUCGGCUCUUACUUGAAUUUAAUAUGGAGGAGCAGAAGCCAGAGUCCCCACUUCAGGACCUCCUCACUGAAGCAGACCUGUAGACACUUGGCUGCAGCUGGAGUGCCUGGAAGCCUGUCCCUCCCUCCUGAGUGCCCUUGAUGGCAUCUGCUGCGUGAGACCCCUUCCCUGCAGCCAUACUGGGCUGGUGGCAGGUGGUUGCUCUGGUUCCCUUUGUCCCACCAGGCUCUCCUCCUCCCCAUUGGCUACAGAACUAUAGGAACUGUUCAGUGUGAGCCAACAAGCAGGAAGGAACUUGAAGAGUAAAAACAGAUUGGACUUUCUUCACCAUGCAUGGUUGCUACCCCUAACUCUGUCUUAGUAAGGAUAAUAGCAGGGCCCAUGACGGCAGACCAGGGGUAUAGAUUGGGUAUCGCUGAGUUUUCCUUGGAGCCUUGUUUGCUUUGUCAGAUUCUGCGGUCAGUUAUCCACAGUCUGAAUCUUUGGGGGCUAUGGAGAUUGCUCACUCGCUCACUCCUCCAGGUAUCCAGGAUUUCCUAGCCAGGGAAUGCUGAGCCACGAGGAGAUAACUCGUUCCAAGUCCUUGCCCCCAAGCAAGUAGAGUGCUGGCUUGCUCAUGGUGGAGAAUACUCCGUUCUCUUUUUCAAAAUAAACUCAUUGAGGUGAGUCCUGGACAGUGCAAGCUUUCUUGGUAUAGAAUGGGAGCCAGGUUCUAGCUCAGUGCGUAUGGUAUUUCUACAGCCAAUAUGUGUCCUCUGAACGUUAGACCCAGCGGCUUGUUUUCAACCUAACUUCAGCUUGUCCCUUCUUGCUGAGUGGCUUUUGGACGGAGGCAAAGACAAAGAGAAAAUGAGCAAUGAAGUGGCAGAUUGGCAUUGGGGCUGAGCCGUGCUGGUAACACGGUCAUCUUGGGUGUUAGUGCAGGACGCCCAAGCAAGGAGGCCUUCUGCUCACUGAGUCUGUGCCUCAACAACAGCAUCCCCAGGCGUGCUGAACGGGCUCCCUUGACUGCAGAGACUGUGGAGGCACCAUGAUUGGGGGCUGGAGAGACAAAAGCAGCCAAAGGUCGCUGUUUGCUCGCUCAUGACUGUCUGCUGGCACCUUUAAUCUGCUGACUUCUGCUUCCAAAAGCAGUAUUACCAAACUUUGUAGCUAGGGGACUCCCAGGUACAGCAGUGGUCACUGUGUCACCCAUGCUCUGCCCUGGUUAUGAGUGACAUGUCACCCAAGUAAGUUGCCAGUGCUGGAGCAGCCCCUCAGCUCCCUGACUUUGAAAGGAAUGUCCCAGGUGUUCUGUCUAGGGCGCUGUCUCUCUUCUGGCAAACUUGACCAUGAUCAAUUACCGUGACAACCCUGCCCCUCUUCUCUUUCAAGUUAGCCCAGAGUCUGCUCACACACCCUGUGCUGGUGUUUGAAAAAUGUGUCUGGUCGUGUUCACAUGUACUUGGCAGCCAUGCUGAUGUGCUGGGUGCCGAACCACUUCUCUGUAAUCGUGACAUCAAAAUGACAACAGCAGGGCAGUGAAGCUUACGGGGUCCUGCAGCGUGGCUGAGACAAGACUCCAGCAGGUGAUAAUUAGCCUCUUCCUUUGGCCACUUACAGUACUUUGCUAACUAAAGAGCUUCCCAAAGCAGAGGGAGAGGCUGGAGAGAGAAUCCGAUGGCAUUCAGAGCCCCCCAUUGCUGAAGUCUCAUCUAAGGGGAAUGCCUCUGUGCCUGGGCAGAAACGUGGUGGAAGUGAUUGACAGCAGAAGCAGCGAGGAGGAGCAAGGUGCAUCGCACUGAGGAACUGGGCUGGGCUUGGGAUUUUUAGAGGAAUAAAUACUGUUCAUCAUAGCGAGAAAAAAAACUAUCCCAGGAAAGUUUCACAAGGAAUGUUUUUACAAAAGUUUUUGCAGGAUGUUACAAAUGAAAAUAUCUCUUAAGGUGGAAUGUCUUGGAGAGCAAACACAGUACCAGUCCCAAGCCCAUGGCAAAGUAGCAAUUGCUGCUAUGUCAAAAUUCAUGGCACUGGAGUCAGGGAGAACCAGGAUACUGCUAACCAAAAUGUCAGGACUACAUGGAGCAUGCCCAGAGAGGCUAAGACAUUCACUGCCAUUUUGCCUCGACCAUUUCUACAGAGUUGUCCAAACGGACACCUUCAAGCUGCUUUCUUGGGUAUCUGGAUGCCAGGAUCAACCCUGCAUCUUUGAAAACAUCCAUCUGAUGAUUCUACAGAAUAUGUGUUCAUAUGUGCGUGUGUUGUGUGUGUGUGUGUGCAGCACAUAAUCACUAGGUGAAGGUGCAGGCUCUCUUACAGCCACCCACGUGAGCUGGAAGUUGCUGAGCCUGUCCAACCUUGAGAAUCUGGAGUUUCAGAAUUAGAGAAAAGGAAAGGCUGUUGAUUGAAUUUUAUUCAUAUUUAUCCAAUGGUUCCUAUCUGCAGCUAUGUUCCUUAUUAACUUAUUUUUUAAAAGAUGUUGAAAAAAACAAAAGAUGAAACCCAUAAAUGCUUAGUAGUUAAUGCUGGGCCAGUGUUCCAAAGCACUCUAAAAGACAUCUUGUCCAUGUUUUGGCUAAAGAAAAUAUUUGCAUGUUUAAUUCAUAAUUGAGGCUACCUUUGAGUAUAGCAUAAAGUGCUGUGUAAUAUAAUAUCAAUAAAGUACUUAUAAAAUGGCACUUUAAUGUUUUCUUUUUAAAAGACAUAAAUAAUGCACUGUUGUAGAUGUCAGCUGAGUAUUGAGUAUUGUCUGGUACAUAGAAUCCAAUUCUGUAAUUAAAAAAUCACCUGUGGCUAGAAUAGAACUUUUCCCCUAUUAUUAGAAAAACAGUUUUCCAUGUUCAGGCUUUUUAAAAACUGUGCUUUUGUGUCUCUAAGUAUAUCUAUAAAGAAAAUGCAGUUUCUGUCAAAUGGCCUCUGAAACUUGGCUUUCUCACACUUGGCUGGUUUCUGUGACAAUCUAUGAACAUGAAACGAGUGGAAGUAUGAUUUUUGAAUUAAAUGA
This is a messenger RNA of Lepus europaeus (European hare), 7942 nucleotides long. It is a transcript of the gene ARHGAP26, whose product is annotated as Rho GTPase activating protein 26. The record is from RefSeq and is a predicted model, not a curated record. The coding region runs from base 1 to 2280 and encodes 759 amino acids. Gene Ontology annotation, cellular component: cytoplasm. Gene Ontology annotation, molecular function: protein binding; GTPase activator activity. The transcript is spliced from 23 exons. Lineage: Eukaryota; Metazoa; Chordata; Mammalia; Lagomorpha; Leporidae. Gene Ontology annotation, biological process: signal transduction.